UUCAGAUUCUUAUACAGCAGCAUGAAGUCCAUCCAGCUUCUUGUCUACAUCUCUCUUCUUAUUCCUGGAGCCGUUGCCCUUGUCCAGGACAUAUUUGCAGCCAGUGGUGGGAAGAUUGUGAUCCCCCUGGACACGAGGCUGGAGUACACGAGUGGCAUACUAUGUAAUAGGUUUAUAUGGACAUUCAAGAGACCGAGGCAAUUCAUCAGACAACUGGCGAGUGUGGAUGAUUACUGCAAUAAACGAGACUGUAAUAACGAGGGGAGACCACAAUGUUCACUGUCCACCAAUGGAAGCCUGCAGCUGCACGAUGUGAAGCCGGACGAUGCCGGAGAGUACAUCAUCACCACCUACCAUGUAAACAAAGCAAAACUCACAGAGGACACCUUCAACCUCCAUGUCCUGGAUGCCGUCUCAAAACCGGUCAUCAGUCUCUCAUGUGUCUCGGAAGGUCAACUAGUGGUUUUGUGCAGGGCAGACAAAGGGACAAACGUCUCAACCUCAAUUAUAGCAAAUGGAGAAUUGUUACUGGAGAAGGCUGCUUCUGAAGGAGAGGGUCAACUCUUCAAAGUGUCAUCUUCUGCUCCCUGGAAUAUCAGCUGCUCCAUAACAAACAAGGUCAGCCAGGAAACCAUCAAUGCUGAGUACUCCAUGUGUCCUGGUCUGCCUUCGGAAGAGUGUCCUGUUCCAGCGUCUGUUGUUCCUGGUUACCUGUGUAUCCCUGUUAGUUACCUUCGUAGGUAUCUCAGUGCCCGCCUGUGUUGGCUGCCCACUGACUUGGUUUACGCUCUGGAGUAG
Molecule: messenger RNA, 798 nt
Organism: Bufo bufo (common toad)
Lineage: Eukaryota; Metazoa; Chordata; Amphibia; Anura; Bufonidae
Exons: 5
Coding region: 22-798 (258 amino acids)
Source: RefSeq, a predicted model, not a curated record